AUUUUGCAUUGUGCCUUUCAGCGCAACGGACGUGCGGUGUCGAGACAACACUAAUAAAGUAACUUAAAACAAAUAUCUAAAUAAUAGUAAACACAAACUUUACUGCAAUUUCAUUAAAAGUAAAUGCUGAUGACUUUGAUUUAAGAGAAUGUGCAGUUAUAAAAGCAAAACAUAUUUUGCCUAGUUGUUUUUUUUUUUUUUUUUCCGUUUUGUUUGCUUCGGCUUUCGCUGUCUUUGGCACAUUUUGGCGGCGCGCUCGUGUGCGCUGUGUUUAUUAAUUGCUCGAUACAACUUUCAAGAAGAAGAACAACAAACAAAAAGUGCGUAAUAAAGGUUUGCAAGUGCCGCCCCCCUUCCAACACAUCAGCAAAAAGGAAGUAAAGAGCAGGAGAUUAAGCGUAAGAGAGCAAGCGACGGCAGCGUUGCAGCGGGAGAGCCGGACAGCGAAGCUGGCACUGACAAUAACAACAACAAAAUCAUGUCAACAGAUAAUCCCACACAGCUGCUAACAACGCACGAUUUGAGUCAAUUGCGGGGACAACUGCAAACGGCGGCGGCCACAACAAGCGCCGUGGUGGCAGCAGCGGCAGCUGCCGCUCACGGUUAUCGCAGCGUAGCUGGAACAACGGCCGCCGCAUCGCCAGCGAACGGACACGGACACGGACACGGUCACGCGCACGGACACGGAAACGGCCACAUGAAUUCUGGCUCAAAGUACGUAUUCCUGCAGCAUAACGGCGGCAGCUUUACGGCGUACGAGAGCAGCGCAGCCGCAGCGGCAGCACAAGCUGGCAAUGCCACUGGCAGCGGCGGCGCUGCUCCUGCUGCAGGUGGCAACAUUGUGCUGCUUGCCACAGAGCCGGUGGAGUUGAGCGCAGCGGAUGCCUUGGCCACGGCAGCUGCAGCCGCUGAUGAUGGGGAGCUGCGUCCCUUGUCCUGGCUCAAUGAUACCAAUCUGAUCAAAGGUAUUGUUACCACAACAACAACAACAACAGCAGCAGCAGCAGCAGUCGCUGCCGCUGCCGCAGCGCACGCGAAACGCGGUGGCGCCGCAGUUUCGCUAAAAACAUCACCAACAACAACAACAGCAUCAACAACAACAGCAGCAGCAGCAGCAGCAGCAGCAGCAGCAGCGCCCAACAACAUUUGCCUAGUGAGCGACAUUAUUGAAGAGCUGCCCCAUGGCGAUGCCCACGAGCAGCAGCAGUCACCCGCCGUAUACAGCACCACAACGGUGCACAAGGGACCCAGCGGCACCACCACCGUUGUGGAGUACAAGGCAGCCAGCAAACCGAAUGCCGUCGGUGGUGCUGUUGCCGGCGGCGUUGCCUUUUUGCCGCGUGUGGCAAGCAGCUCGUUCAUGCCCACAACAACAGCAACUGCCAAGCAACAGCAGCAGCAGAUAUUUGUGAACAGCAAUGGAACGAGUGCAACGGCUGCUGUCGCCAGCUACAAAUCAACUGGGAACACUACAACGCAUCAUCCGCAUAAAAAGUAUCUGCGCGAGAAGAUGAAUGUGCAUGUGGAGCACAACAACAACACCACAACCACCACCAAUAACAACACCAACAACAACAGCAACAGUCAUGUGGUGGCUUCGACGGUAACUGUGGUCAGUUCGCCCGCCUCCUCAAACAACUCAACAGUCAGCUCGUGCUCCGCAUCUGGCUCAUCCACGGCGGCCGUCAAUGGUGGCAGCAGUCCGGUGCCAAAGUCCAGCAGCUUUAAUGCGGUCUUCGAUGCCGUCAACUACUCAACGCCCAGCAGUAGCAGCAGCACCACCACCACCACCGUCAACACCGUCAACACCAGCGAACAUCACACAACGUCACCAACUGUGGUUGGCACCACAACGUUGCCGCCGGGCUACAGUUUCGUUAGCGCACCGCAUGUCAUCUCACAACAGCCCGCCAAUAUAUCCUCACCGGAGACGCCGCCAGGUGCGGCGCUAUUGCCGCCUGGCACAUACUACAGUGCGGUGCAGUCGCGUUCGGGUGCGCUGCAGCUGUCGGUGAGUCCGCCGCCACCGCCCAUGACGCCAACAACAGUGCACAAUGGCUCCGGUUCCGGUUCCGUUUCGGGUUCGGGUUCCGGUUCCGCCUCUGGCAUUGUCAAUCUACGCAGCCCCAACAGCUACGCCAGUUUUGAUAACGAGGAUUCGCUUAAGGAGUUCGAUAUGGCGCGCAUACACACCAGUACGCCCCAGUAUCAAUCUAUAACCAAAAACAGCAACAAUAACCAUAAUAAUAAUAGCAACAACAACAACAACAAUUCAUCCACUUACGGCAGCUCCAGCGCUGGCAACAACAGCAACAACAACAACAACAACAACAACAACAGCAACAACAACAGCAACAACACGCCCCAAAAGCAAAAGCAUCCCAAUAAUGUGCCAUAUGAUCCAUUUGUGCAUACCAACAACAAGCCGCCAUAUAGUUUUAGUUCCUUGAUCUUCAUGGCCAUUGAGGACUCGAAUGAGAAGGCGCUGCCCGUUAAGGAGAUUUAUGCUUGGAUCGUGCAGCACUUUCCCUACUUUAAGUCGGCACCGAAUGGCUGGAAGAACAGCGUGCGGCACAAUCUGUCCCUGAACAAGAGUUUUGUCAAAGUGGAGAAGGCUCCGAAUAUGGGCAAGGGCUCGCUGUGGCGCGUCGAGCCGCAACAGCGUCAAAAUCUCAUGCAGGCCCUAAACCGUUCCCCCUACUUCCCCAAUUCGGCCGUUGACAAGAUUAGCCCAAUGCUUAAGAGUCCCAGUGGCAAUAGCGCCGCCAGCGUGGGCAUCGUUGGCUACGAUAGCUUGGAUGGCAACGCGAGUGUUCCGCCGGCGCCCACAACGCCCGCGAAAACCAACGGGGUGCUGGCCAAUGGCAAUGGCGGCAGUCAGCCGGCCACGCCGAAUGGCAGCACUGGGGCUGCUGCUUCCGCUUCUGCUGGCAGUCAUGCCCGCUUCGAUCCCAAGCUAUUUCCCAAUCUGUCCAAGGCGUUUCGCAAUAUUGAGGAGCCUUCGCUGCAGCCGCAAUUCUUGGGUGAUGCUCUGGAUGAGGAGCUGCCUGGCGAUUAUGUGACCAAUAACAACAGCAACAACAACAACAAUAAUAAUAAUAAUAAUAAUAACAACAACAAGUACAACUAUGCCGUUUCGAACGGUACUGGCUCCCAAUCAAGUGUUCCAGUCUGUGCCUACAAUUUCGAGCGGCUGGCACGCGACUGCGGCGCCGAUAGCAUCGACGAUGUCCAUGCAGCAGCAGCGAUGCUUUUCCUUAAACAUGGAUCAAAAGCCUUCAGUGAAACCUUUCAAAAUGGCGCACCGGUGAUAACCAGUUCGCCCAGCGAGGAUCACACCUACUCGGCGGGCGGCAAUAGCAAUGCGGAUAGCGGCGCCUCAACGCCGCUGACCAAUGGCAACGGCCAGGCCGUCCAGCAGACGCAGGCCAGUGUUGGCAAUGGUGCCGACAGCAAUUGCGCCAGUUCCGAUGCGGCCUACGACAGCAGCGAGGAGAAUCAUAAUAUAACGCCCGAGGAGCUGGCCGAUCAGCAGCGACAUCGUGACGGUGUUGAUGCCUUGCUCUCGCUAUCGCGCUCCUCCAUUGUUGAGUGCGGCUCGUCGACGACCACGACGCACUAUCAUAGCAACGGUAGCAGCGGCAGCAGUCACGGCUCACCACAUAAGCGUGCCUCCAGUCGCAGCAUUGAGGAGGAGAAAUGGCAGCAUAUGGAGCUGCAGUAUCAGCAUCAGCAGCCGCAUCAUCAUCAUCAUCAACAUCCUCAUCACCAUCAUCAUCAGCAGCAGCAACAACAGCAACAGCAGCAGCAGCAGCAACAGAACACCGGCGUCUAUACCAAUGGCAGCGGCAGCAAAAUGGCGCUGCUUAGCAGCGCUGCUGCCAAUGUGGCUGCCGCUGGAGCGCUCGUCCAGCAGCAACAGCAGCAGCAAAGGCCGCUCUACGAGGAGCUCUACAGCGCAAAUGUCACCGGAAGCAAUUCGGUGUCCAAUUUGUAUAUGCCGGCCGUUAGCUGUCUACCAGCUGGAGGCGUUGCGACGGCUGGCAACGGGCAGUCCAUGCUGUCGCUCAGCGCUGUGGCGACCAAGAGCAAAGUGAAGCCCUUGCGGGGAUUGCGCACCAAGAUCAAGAGGAAGGCCGCCUGGAUGCGGUGAAUAUGGCGCAAAGCUGGCGGCAGACAGUAGACACUUGUAGGUCGGACUGUUUGUUGAACUGGCACACACACACACACACACACACUAGCACCCACAACCUCAGUCGCCAUCCUGCUCGCACCACUUGUUGUCUCUUUCUAAAGCGAACUCUGUACAAUGCGGCGCAUUUAGUCAAAUGUUUUGGUUUCCCUUCUUUUUCUUUUAUAUAUAUAUAUAUAUAUAUAUAUUUUAUUUUUAUUAAUUCUCUGUGUUUUUGUUAUCGAGCGACAAUUUUCUUUAUUAUAAUAUACUAUUUAAUAUUAUUAUUAUUAUUUUUUUUUAUAACUAUUUUUCAUAGUUUAAUUUUAGCUGUUAACUUUUUAUUGGACUUGAUUUAGUGGCAACCAUACGUGCCUGUUAAUUGUUGGCCAUUAUAUAUAUAAUUUUUUUUUAAUAGUUGCAAUUUUCUUUGUUAGCUUUUAAUUUACAAUUUGUGCAUAUAUAAUUUACAAAACAUUUUAAAACAUUUUUAUCUCACUUAGAAAACAAAAGAAAAACAAAAACAAACAAACAACAACAACAACAAAAAUCAACCAAAAACUAAUAAACACAAAAAUGUCCUAAGGUGCUAGCUGGGCACGAUUUUUUAAAAAAAUAUAAUUGUUUACAUACGAUUUAUGAAGUAAGAAAAAUGUACAAGAAA
Molecule: messenger RNA, 4835 nt
Organism: Drosophila virilis
Lineage: Eukaryota; Metazoa; Arthropoda; Insecta; Diptera; Drosophilidae
Gene: CHES-1-like
Product: Checkpoint suppressor 1-like
Biological process (GO): regulation of DNA-templated transcription
Cellular component (GO): nucleus
Molecular function (GO): DNA-binding transcription factor activity; cis-regulatory region sequence-specific DNA binding
Source: RefSeq, a predicted model, not a curated record